AACGACUUUACUUGAACUUGUCUUCAUGCCGUGGCUGGUUUUCUAAGUUAUUUCUUUCAUGUUUUUCUUUUGUGAAUGCUGUCCGUUUUGUGAUGACAUUACCCAACCACAUUGAUUUCUUGAAGUAGCACUGACCCCAGGAAUAGCUUUGACAAACACAGGCGAGCCCAAACCAAACUUCCAUUAAAGCUGUCAUUUUAAUGUUUACUCGGUUACUGGCAAAUAUCCAAAUUUAGAUCUACCCUGUCCUAUGGUUGAUCCAGGUAUAUGAAGUGAUAACCUUUGGAAGAAAUGUGCUCAAACACACAAUUUGAUUUGAGCUCGUACAUAUAAUCUUCUUUCUGUUCCAAAUAUUGGAUUUGUGUUGGUAUAACUGUCUCUUUAUGCAUUUGAUAAAUUCCGAAGUCAACAGUGACUACUAGAUAUUUCUUUAAGUUCUUAAGUGAUAAUUUACCAAGUAAACAUGUACAUUGGAAAACAAGUCAAUAUUAAAUAGACAUUUUUUUAAAUGACGAAAUGUUCUCAGACUAUCUGGGUGUCACUUUAUUUAAUGUUUGUGUGCUGUCAAGUUUUUAUAGAAGGAAGAGUCAGGGAAGUAUUGUAUAGAUACUAUAUCAGCAGCCCUGAUAACAGAAAUGUCAUAUGGUCAAAGUUCAAUUUAUAGUUUGUCUGUGUUUGUGUGUACUUUCUGUUUUCUGUCCGCCUGCUCCGGUGCAUGUUUUUCGUCUGAAUCACAGCUCCUGGCUUUUAAGUUGGCUUCCCUCUUGGUGCCCCACUUCUCCCUCUCAGCUGAAAGAUGCAGAGGAAAAAAUGCUCAAGAUUGUGAGGCAGCCUUUCUCCAGGCAGCACGUCCGGAUAUCCAACGACAACUAUCUGUGGACCUUAGCAUUUUCCACUCAGCCACAUCCAUGCUCCCCGUCUUGCACCAAGUCCCCUGCCCAGUCCAGGCUUCCUCUGGUUCUCCUGCAUGGUUUUGGGGGUGGAGUUGCCCUUUGGGCGCAAAACCUGGACUCCCUCUCCACCAACGGGCCGGUCUACGCUCUAGACCUGCUGGGCUUCGGCAGGAGCAGCCAUCCCCAGUUCAGCACCGACCCCGUAGAGGCCGAGGAUCAGUUCUUGGCAGCCCUGGAGGAGUGGAGGGAGAAGGUGGGGCUGGAGGAAAUGGUGCUGCUGGGACAUAACCUUGGAGGAUACCUGUCUGCUGCCUACACUCUCAAACACCCACACAGGGUAAAACAUCUGUUGCUGGUGGAGCCGUGGGGUUUUCCAGCGCGUCCUGAGAACCCCAACCACAACUCCAUCCCAGUGUGGAUCAGAGCCAUGGGGGCUGUCAUGAGCCCCUUCAACCCUCUGGCUGGACUGAGACUGGCUGGUCCCCUAGGACCAAUGCUGGUCCAGACCAUCAGGUCUGAUUUCAAGCAGAAAUACUCCUCUGCGUUCGAUGACAACACUGUGUCUGACUACAUCUACCAUCUGAACGCCCAGACUCCAAGUGGAGAAACGGCCUUUAAGAACAUGACCAUUCCCUACGGCUGGGCUAAGAGGCCCAUGCUGGAGAGGAUCGGGGAGGUCCAAGCUGACAUUCCCAUUUCCUUCAUCUAUGGAUCACGCUCCAGCAUUGACAGCGACUCUGGAUAUGCUUUUAAGAAAACCAGACCAGAUGUGGAAAUCACAGUGAUCCGAGGAGCAGGCCAUUACGUUUUCGCCGACCAGCCAGACGACUUCAACCAGGCAGUCCUUCGGAUCCUCGCCAGCACCGAGAAGAAAAGCGGGGACGAGGGAAUGAAUCAGUGAAGGUUCCUUCAUUCAGAUGACACACAGGAGAGCACAGGGAUUAACUGACAGUAGCCCAUUACUCAACCACAGCUGUUCAACUGUAGGCCUCUUUAUCAUGCACUUUACUCUUAAGAAAGACCUAUCACUGACUGACGACACUUCGCUUAUCAUUCCACACUCAGCCACUCUCCAAGGCUUAAGGUCAAAGGUCGGAUGAUGCCACGGGGUUCUUUAUCCAGACUCAUGUAAAUAAGUUUUGUAAAUAAACGUAAGAUGCAGUCUG
Toxotes jaculatrix (banded archerfish) is the source of this 2059-nucleotide messenger RNA. RefSeq names its product 1-acylglycerol-3-phosphate O-acyltransferase ABHD5-like. Lineage: Eukaryota; Metazoa; Chordata; Actinopteri; Toxotidae. Gene Ontology annotation, biological process: negative regulation of triglyceride storage; positive regulation of triglyceride catabolic process. The record is from RefSeq and is a predicted model, not a curated record. The coding region runs from base 643 to 1794 and encodes 383 amino acids. Gene Ontology annotation, cellular component: lipid droplet. The transcript has 6 exons.